This is a messenger RNA of Bemisia tabaci, 1117 nucleotides long. The record is from RefSeq and is a predicted model, not a curated record. NCBI's taxonomy places the organism in Eukaryota, Metazoa, Arthropoda, Insecta, Hemiptera, Aleyrodidae.
AAAACAUUCGGGUAUUAUUUUCCAUUUUUCCAACUUCUUCACCAUUUCCUCUACAGACGUUUCAUCCAGAAAAUCAUCAUUUGCCAGCGCAACAUCCGGAAUAACGAGGAAUAUUGAGGCCCAUACAGAAUGAAUCGAGUUCACGGAACUUUGUGCGUUUUCGUCUACUUGAAAAUUUUCAUCUCAAAUUACUGCGCGGUAGCAGCCCCUGGAGCUACUAAGACGGCAAGUCUACGGAAAAAAACUCCUGCUGAGAUCAAGGACAAGCUGCUCAAGUUCAACGUUAUACCUGAUAUUAUACCCGUUGAGAGCUUUCCGGAACAUGAAAUGCAGGUAGUUUGGCCUGAAGCAAAAGCCGAUCUUGGCAACCUCAUUCCACCAAACCUCACUGUGACACAACCUAAUGUUUCAUGGCCUUCAUCUGAAGGACAUUACUACACUCUACUUAUGGUUGACCCAGACAGAGAUCAAGAUAUGGAGUUUGGAGAAUCAAAAGAUUACUUUAAUGAAUAUCAAUGUUGGUUGGUUGGCAAUAUUCCUGGCAGCAAUUUAUCAGCUGGAGAAAAAUUUACAGAUUACGUCCCUCCUAUCAAACCUAAACCUUUAUAUUUCAUGCGGACCGUAUUUUUUGUAUUUGAACACGCAAACAAGACAACUAUAAAAUAUGAAGAACCGCGAUUGCUUUCAGAUAGUGGCGAGGACGCAUGGCGCGCUCAUUUUCGGACGAGAAAGUUCAUGAAGAAAUAUGGGUUCAAGAACGCAUACGCGGUCAACUUCUUCCACGGUGAAUGGGACGCAUGGGUACCACCGGGACCCGAGGAGGAAGCCGAAAUGCUUAUCACUCUAUCUGCACCGCCUAUAACGACAAGGAGUUACUGGGACUAAGUUAAUCGUAAUAAACUACGUUUCCGAGCUUUUCGGUCAUCUUGAGGCCAAAAGAAGUUUCUUUCUAUUGGUCGACACUGAAUUGCGAUAAUAUCAACAAGUGGAUGGACGGUUCCAGGAGCAAAAACUUACUUUGUCAAGCAGCUGAUAGAUGAAUGGAUAAAAGUAUGUUUGCAGUUAAGUAGAUCUUAUGGAGAGCGUUGAAAAGACAAAAUGUCAUGUCAUUCUUAAA